AUGAGUACCGUGGAUAAUACCUUUGGAGCGUUCUUGAUCGGGGUUGUAGUCUCUGCCACGCUCUACGGAGUUACUUGUAUGCAGACAUGGUACUACUUUAGCCGGUAUAUCUCGGAUCCUUGGUACAACAAAUUUUGUGUCGGCGCUAUAUUUCUAUCAGACUCAACCCAUCAAGCUCUCAUUACACACACCGUGUAUACGUACCUUAUCAUUGACGUUGAUAACGCUACUGAUCUCGAGAAAAUUGUGUGGAGUCUAGCUGUUGAAGUCGUGUUCAAUGGCUUCACGGCGUUGGUGGUUCAAAGCUUCCUCACCAUACGUGUCUACCGACUAAGCAACAAGAACAUAUUUGCAACCGCAUCAGUGCUGUCCCUCGUCAUCGCUGAAUUUAUCCUUGAUAUCAUAUAUUUUUCAAAAGCUAUCCAUCUGACGUUCCUCACUCAAGUUCCCCAGCUCAAACCAUGGGCAAUGUCUAUGAAUGCUGUAGCAGCUGCCGGAGAUGUCCUUAUCAGUGCCUUCCUCUGCACAUUCCUUGAACGGUCUCGCACUGGUUCACGUCGCUCCGAUACCAUGAUCAAUAAGCUGAUGCUGUUCAGCGUCAGCACCGGUCUACUUACCAGUGUUUGCGCGGUCAUGUCCCUCAUUUCUAUUAUAGUGUGGCCUAAUACCUUUAUUUACGUCGCAUUCUAUUUCUGCUUGGGUCGUCUUUACUGCAAUUCUCUACUGGCAACCCUCAACGCACGCAAGGGUAUCCGCCGCAUUCCUUGUAACGAGCCCAUGUCACUCUCGCUACAUGCAGUUCGGAGACAUAUCAAUAGUCCCAUCAGCUCCUCGCGAAUGGGGAUGCCGAACGACCUUUCAAUUAAGAUGGACACCGCGCAAGAAUAUAUCGAAAACGACUUUCUAUCCACAAAAGACCUCAAAAGGCCCCAGUCAGUUUAA
Molecule: messenger RNA, 942 nt
Organism: Suillus bovinus
Lineage: Eukaryota; Fungi; Basidiomycota; Agaricomycetes; Boletales; Suillaceae
Exons: 15
Coding region: 1-942 (313 amino acids)
Source: RefSeq, a predicted model, not a curated record